AUGUCAACGUUUGCUGAUAUCAUUCUUCCAAAUGUUGAUAUUGAAGUUCAUAAGCAUGAAAAUAAAUAUUCAGCCAAUGCACAUAUCGAUGUUGUUCAAGUAGAUGUAACAAAUUUUGAAGAUGUACGAGAUCUAAUCGAACGAUUUAAUCGAACACCGUAUCCUAUUCGAGGUAUUAUUCAUAGUGCUGCAGUUCUAGAAGAUCAUAGUUUAAUGAAAUUAACUGAAGAAAAUCUGACACGUGUCAUGUGUCCAAAGAUUCGUGGUGCUUGGAAUCUUCAUCGAGCAUCACAACUUGCUAAUGUUUCUCUUCAUUUCUUUGUACUCUUUUCAUCAAUUCGUAAUCAUUUACUCAACUUUGCUGCGGGUAGUUACAAUACUGGUAAUCAAUUUCUCGAUAUUCUUGCUUAUUAUCGUGUUAAACAACUGAAUCUACCAGCUCUCUCAAUUAGUUUACCAGCUGUCAGUGGUGCUGGUAUGUUUCAUCGACAUCGUGACAGUUUUUCAAGUGUACAAACUACAAUAGGCUUUGAAUUAGUACCAACCGUUGGUGUAUUUGAACUCAUCGAACGAUUUCAUGCUAAUCAAAAGAAUAAUCCUUGUCCUGUCAUAUUUGCUGUCAAUUGGAAAAAGUUAUAUGAAAAUUAUCAAACAUUAGUUACAUAUCAACUUCAAAAAAUUGUAUCAGAGAAACAUGAUAUUAAAGAUCAAUUAGCAACAUCAAAAGUAUCAUCAAAUCAUGUCGGCAUUGGCAAUUUAAUCUACGAUUGCUUAGAAACUAUUAUUGAACGAACACAAAUAACUGUGGCAUGA
This is a messenger RNA of Rotaria sordida, 813 nucleotides long. NCBI's taxonomy places the organism in Eukaryota, Metazoa, Rotifera, Eurotatoria, Philodinida, Philodinidae. The record is from the annotation of a GenBank genome assembly.